Messenger RNA from Danio rerio (zebrafish), 2794 nucleotides. It is a transcript of the gene arl13b, whose product is annotated as ARF like GTPase 13B. Gene Ontology annotation, molecular function: GTP binding; GTPase activity. Gene Ontology annotation, cellular component: ciliary membrane; cilium. NCBI's taxonomy places the organism in Eukaryota, Metazoa, Chordata, Actinopteri, Cypriniformes, Danionidae. The record is from RefSeq and is marked validated.
AAACAAAGCGGAUUGCUAGCGAGCUAACAGUUAACGUUACCCCAGUAGUAUCUGUGCAGACAGGGGCAUAAAAUUAAGAGUGCGAUUAGGGGAUGUUUUAAAAACCGUGCGCACAGUCAGGGUUUAAUUAAAGGUUUCUUUCUGCAUUAUGUGCAAUUUUAUAGUUUUAAUGCAUCGUAUGUAAUAGCUAACUGGUUAGCCCUCAGUGAGACAGCUUUGAUUCGGGGGAGCAAAAUGAAACUAAACUAUAAUGGUCCGCGUUGUAAGUGAUAGUUCAAUAAUUAAGCGACGUGACGUUAUCUUAGCUGACCAGCUUUGUUUUAUUUUGACGUUAUUAUCAUGUAAUAACCAAACAAAAUGAAUGUACACAUCUUUACGAGUCACUCAGAUAGUCAAAUAAUAGCGUGUUAGUAGAUAACGGGUUGAUUAAACAUAAAAAGAGGAGGCGUUAAGUGCUAACGUUAGUAAUCAGCUAACUUAAAACGACUGUCAUGAAAAAAUAAACCCCAGUGAAAGCAUUUAGGGGGGAAAUGUUCAAUCUGAUGGCGAACUGUUGCAACUGGUUGAAACGAUGGAGAGAACCUGCAAGGAAGGUGACAUUAGUAAUGGUGGGAUUGGACAAUGCUGGAAAAACGGCGACAGUCAGAGGAAUCCAGGGAGAAAGCCCUUUAGAUGUAGCACCUACAGUGGGCUUUUCAAAGGUGGACCUGAAGCAGGGAAAGUUUGAGGUCACAAUCUUUGACCUGGGUGGCGGGAAGCGUAUUCGUGGCAUUUGGAAAAACUACUACUCUGAAUCUUAUGGAGUGGUGUUUGUUGUGGACUCCAGUGAUGUCCAGAGAAUCCAGGAGACCAGAGACACCAUGGCUGAGGUUCUCCGGCAUCCUCGUAUUGCAGGCAAACCUGUCUUAGUACUGGCUAAUAAACAGGACCAAGAUGGGGCAAUGGCUGAAGCAGAUAUCAUUGAGACCCUGUCAUUGGAGAAGCUAGUCAACGAAAAUAAAUGCCUUUGCCAGAUUGAGCCCUGUUCAGCUGUCUUGGGUUAUGGUAAGAAGGUUGACAAAUCCAUCAAAAAUGGCCUUAACUGGCUCCUAAAUAACAUUGCCAAGGACUAUGAGGCAAUUUCAGAACGUGUGCAAAAAGAUACAGCCGAACAGAAGGCUCAGGAAGAACAAGACAAGAAAGAAAGAGCAGAGAGAGUUCGGCGGAUCAGAGAAGAGAGAGACCGACAGGAACGGGAGGAAGCAGAGCGAGAAGGAAGGACAUUAAAAGAGGAAGAGCUAGAUGAUGUCAACAUGUUCAACCCCUUUCAACCAAUAAACAAUGUUUUGACUGAGAACCAAGACAGACUAAACAGAGAAAAAGAGAUGCAAAGACAGAGGGAAAAUGGCCAGCAGGGCAGUGUGCAAGAACAGAUAGCACUUCAAGAUGAGGAGGAAGAAGAGGAAGAUGAAGAGAGUGAGAGACAGACUCCAGAAAGCACAGAAUCAGGAGCAGUGGACCAGACCAAAAAGAAAACUAGGAAACUACGGUUGAAACGCAAACACAGAGUCGACCCUCUUAGGAUGGAAGAAGCAGCACCCAAAAGCCCCACGCCUCCUCCUCUGCCAGUUGGAUGGGCAACUCCUAAAGUUUCUAGGCUCCCCAAACUUGAGCCUCUUGGAGAUACAAGGCAUUCUGAUUUCUAUGGCAAACCUCUCCCACCUGUAGCAAUUCGGCAGAGGCCGAACAGCGAUACUCAUGAUGUCAUUUCCUAACACUACCUCUACUUCCCCAACCCCCCCUUCACUGGUUUACAGUUCUUAAGGUUCCCUGCCAAUCAAAGUAUUGUUUUGUUCUUAUCUUCAAGCACGGGCAGUGUAGCAAGCUACGCAGAUGUAAUUGCCCAUAAGAGAGGAACUGAUACCCAAUCUGCAUUCCCAGAUGGAUCACAAGAACUCCAGCAACCAGUGACUGAUAGUCAGCAGAUGGACAUGGACAUUCACUUCAUGACAUGUUCAGAAAACAUAGAAUGGUUCAAUAUUUAGGAUUUUGUUGAGCUGUUUGUUUUAUCCAAAUACUUUAAAUCAGUAUUAACAGACUUUUGAAAUUAAGUAUGUUUUUAAUGCGUUGCAAAAAUGCAUUACAGACCUAUUUUUUAAGAUAACUGAAAAAUAUGUACAUACAAAAAGUUUAAAUUUGUGUACUUGAAAUUGUUCUUCUGGUCCACAUGCAUACCUUAUUAUUCUGCGCAUGUAAUGUGCAAUCGAUUGUGACACAGUUUGCCUUUAAAUGAUCAGAAAUGUUUCUUUUUUCUCUCUCAGCAUAUAGUUUCAUACACUGUGCUGUCGUAAUUUUGAGAAUGACAUUCAUACUAUCUAGUAGCACCAGCAACAGAUACCGAGAUCUUGAUAAAGUGAACUUUUUGCAUGAGAUGUGAAACAUUUUUCUACAAGCUCGUUAUUGAGUUUUAUUGUCACAUUUGGUACAUCAUGCUGUAUCAGGGAGGAAAUGGUCAUUGAACGAUAAUUUCAUCAAUUACUGAUUUAAAUAUAUUCCACUGUAGUUGUAACACGGCUCAACCUGUAUUACGUAUACUGUUGGACGCUGCUUUCAGAUUGAUUUUAUGCUGUUACAGUUUUUUUUUUAAUUGUUUCAGUUUGUUGAUGUUUUGUAUUAUACACCACACACUAAUGUUUAGUUGAUGAAAAUUCUGAUGUCAUCCAUUUUGCUCUGCUUUAAGUACUUGCGCCUUUUGUACUCGGUUUACAUUUAAUCUAACUGUCAAAUAAAUAAAUAAAAGAUAUUUUUACUCUGC